Eurytemora carolleeae is the source of this 448-nucleotide messenger RNA. RefSeq names its product phosphonoacetaldehyde hydrolase. The record is from RefSeq and is a predicted model, not a curated record. Lineage: Eukaryota; Metazoa; Arthropoda; Copepoda; Calanoida; Temoridae. The transcript has 4 exons. The coding region runs from base 47 to 448 and encodes 133 amino acids.
GAAAAAGGAGGGGGUUCCAAUCAGUGCUGAGGAAGUAAGAAAACCAAUGGGAGUGCAUAAAAGGCUACAUAUCCAACGUAUCCUUGCUAUACCAGAGGUUAAGGAGAGAUGGAACCUCAAGCAUGGAUCCUAUCCAACCAACCAGGACGCAGAGAGGAUUUAUGAGAAAUCUUUAGAUGCAACCCUAGACCUGCUACCUGCUAAUUCUAAGAUGAUCAGGGGUGUACCUGAGACUAUGGCUAAACUAAGGUCGGAUUAUGGAAUCAAGAUUGGAUCCUCAACAGGAUACACUUCUGAGAUUAUGGCAAAAUUGAAGGUUCAAGCUGAGAGUGAAGGAUACAAGCCUGAUAGUUAUGUUACCAGUGACGAGGUGAUAAAUGGCCGACCUGCUCCAAAUAUGAUAUCAGUAGGAUACGACGCGUACGUAUGUCUAACUUUGUUCUUCUAA